AUGGCCUCGGUCGGGGCCUCCGCAGACACACCUGCGUUCCCGCAGGACCCGGCGGAGUUUGAUAGCGACCCACGCAUCUCGUGGUCCAUGGUCGAUGAAAAGUUCAUCCUGGAAACUGAGGAUGGGCAGGAGUUUGAGUAUGAUACCGGCAUCAAGCGCUGGGUUCAGAAGGUUGAUGAGGAGCUUCUUAAGCAACAGCAAGAGGCCUACAAGGUUGCAGGCGUUGACGAAGAUGAGGUGGUUAACCCCCGUGAAAUGAAAAAGCGGAAGCUGCCAGCUGGCGAUGCAAAGGGAAACAAGGCAAAGAAGCCGCGUGUAAAUCACGCGGUUUGGGUCACUGGCCUGCCUGUGGACACCGAUCGGGAUGAAAUUGAACAAAAGUUCGCUCGUUGGGGUGUCAUCGCCCGAGAAAUUGAUAGCGGCGGUCCACGCAUCAAGAUGUACUACGAUGAGAGUGGCAAAUUCAAGGGUGAAGCCCUGGUGGUCUACUUCCGUCCAGAAUCCGUCUCCCUAGCCAUUCAGAUGGUUGACGAGACUGAUUUCCGCGAGGGCAACGUUCCCUUGGCAGGAAAGGAGCCGAUGAGAGUGCAGGCAGCUGAACUGUCUUUUAAAAAUCAAACGGAGGCCCCGGCCAAGUCUGCGCCUCGUGACAGGCGUAAGAUCAUAGAGCGGACGGAGGAAUUGAACCGUUUGUUGACGGAUUGGGAUGAUGACGACCCGUUUGCCCGGAAUAAUAUUGGCGUCCGCCAGGAACGGACGGUAGUCCUGAAAGGCCUGUUCACGUUGGAGGAGCUCCAGACCGAUGUCGAGGCAAUUCUGGACAUCAAAGACGAUGUUCGAAACGAAUGCUCCAAGUUCGGAGAGGUCACUAAUGUAGUGCUCUACGACCUGGAGCCAGCAGGAGUGGUGACCGUAAAAUUUGCCGAACACGAGGAUGCCCAAAAAUGCAUUGCACGCCUGGAUGGCCGAUUCUUCGGCGGCACCCAGAUUAAGGCCUACCUCCAGGUCGGACGUGAGAAGUUUAAGAAGACCAAUGAGCGACGGGCAGCUCUGGAGGACAUGGCGGAGCGGGGCCUUGAUGCCGAGAACGAGGAAGAGAACCAGCGAUUGCAAGGGUUCGGAGACUGGCUGGAGAGUGAGAAGUAA
This is a messenger RNA of Penicillium cataractarum, 1146 nucleotides long. RefSeq names its product U2 snRNP complex subunit CUS2. The transcript is spliced from 6 exons. Gene Ontology annotation, cellular component: U2 snRNP; U2-type spliceosomal complex. The record is from RefSeq and is a predicted model, not a curated record. The coding region runs from base 1 to 1146 and encodes 381 amino acids. Gene Ontology annotation, molecular function: RNA binding. Lineage: Eukaryota; Fungi; Ascomycota; Eurotiomycetes; Eurotiales; Aspergillaceae.